AUGCGAAUGAUUGCCUACUGGGUACCGAUCCCGUUUGUGCUGCAACUAUUCCAAUUCAUUUCUUUGAAACCUGUUGAUGGCGAAGACGAGAGAAAGUGCGCUUUGAAAGAGGCUAACUAUCAGAUAAUCGCUCAGGCCGUUGAUACGAUACUGUGUUACCUACUGCCAUGUUUAACGAUCGUUAUUCUAAAUAUUCUCGUUGUUCUGAAGAUUAGGCGAUCAACGUUCCUCAACACGAAAAACCGAAGUAAUUCACGGCGGCAAGGCGGUCAGACAGCACAGUCUGGUUCACUAACCCGAAUUCUUUGGGUGAUGCCGUUGGUAUUCGUCGUGUUAAACACCCCCUUCUAUGUGAUUAUGAUGAUCGAGGUGUUCUCCCAAGUCGUCUAUCAUUCCCCACCCGAAUUCACGCAUCGAUCUCACGUUUUUGUGAUUGUGUAUAACACAGCUCAUUACUUAUACUAUAUAAAUACGGCGAUAGACGUGGGUCUAUGCAUUUCUUCUAGUGCAAAUUUCCGGAAAACAGCAGUGAUAGCAUGGAAACAAAUAUUAUGCCCCGGCUAUGCAGAGAAGCAUAAGCAUAAGUUAUUGGUCACUGAUCAGACCAAAGCAUAUCGAAUGAGUAUCACUCCGAGAAGCGGGCGAGACUGUGAACGAAGCGACACGUCGUUAAUCCGUGAAGAUCCUUUGGUGAAUACGCAAGUUCAAUACGAUGCAACGGAUAUGUGA
Messenger RNA from Cooperia oncophora, 729 nucleotides. NCBI's taxonomy places the organism in Eukaryota, Metazoa, Nematoda, Chromadorea, Rhabditida, Trichostrongylidae. The record is from the annotation of a GenBank genome assembly.